AUGGCCCAGGCCGUAAAUACAACCCGGCCGUACGCAGAUUUGAUUCAGUCUACCCACGGAGAAUCAAAAUCAUGGCUCGUCAAUUUCCUUCGGAAGGGCUAUAGCAUCCAGCGCUCGGAGGCUCGGGAUCCAUAUAUCGACAUUUACAUCUUGGACACCACUGAUGGUAACAUGUCUUGUCAGCACUUCCGCCCGCAUCGCUCGGACGAGGCCGAUGCGCUGUUCCUGACAGCCCUUGGUACACGUCCAUCCAACUCAAAGACCCGCCUAGUAUUGGUCCAAGGCGGCCAAUUAAAAGACAUGAAUCCAGCCUACCUUGAUGCUAUUGGGUGGUGUUACCGACUUGAUCCUCCCUUCUUCUAUACGUAUCUACAAGAUGCUUUAUACUUGUCUGAGGGGGAGCGACUUGGUGGGCUGGGCCGACUCCCCGUCACGCUUCCAUCCGAGAACGGUCACAUCACGGUUGCUACAGAAACGCUUGACAGCUUUGCAAAUGCCGCCAUUCUAAAAAACGAUGGUCUGAAUACAAUUGUUAUGCUUGGCUUAGACCACUUUGGGAACCGGAUCGAGACCCUUAAGCGUUGUCUCAUGGACGUGACAAUCUUCUCGAAUGAGGCAAUUGUAGCCGCAGACGUGUAUCCCUGUGAUUUUCUCCUUCCCUACAUCCGGAAUUCUCUGAAGGAAAUCGCUGGAAGAUCGCGACGGCAUGGCCACAUGCAGCCCAAGCAACAAGGACAUCGACAGUCAAGUACUUUCCAGUGGGAAUGGAACCAAGCAGAUUACCGAAACCUCUUACGAUCCAAAAUUAGUAUAUCGAGAUUCCUCGAACGGAGUUAUGCCACGUCAUUUCAAGGCAAGCCUCAACUCGCUUCAGUUAUUCAGGACUACGAUUUUCUUAUUGCCGAAACUCGAGAGAACGCCGCUCAACUCCAAGGCCUUCUUCAAAAUGAAACCAGUAGGCAAGCCCUAAUGGUAACAAAAAAAAGUUUGGAACAAGCACAUGCAGUGCGAAGAAUCACCAUUGUGGGUAUAGUUUUUAUUCCAUUGAGCUUUGCUACGUCCUUUUUUGGCAUGAACUUUGAACAGUUAGGAGCUGGAACACUUCAUAUCGGAUUCUUCUUCUUGCUUGCAGCCAUCGCGGGACUUGCCGCCUGGGCAUUGGCCGCAAGCAUUGAACCCACAGAACAACUAUGGACUCGAGCACAAAAUCGGCUCGGAGAGCGAGAUUUCCCGUUUCUAGAUGAUAUUUCGUUGCUGAAUGAUUACACAUGGGUAACUAAGACUAUGAUCGUGUGGAGCUGGAUGUGCCGGAAGUCCUUACUAGCCAGCACCCUUGACGGACUUUGGCAAGAGGAGAAGGGAAAACUCAUGGAUGAGAGGAAUGAAGGCUUUGAAGAGAGAAUCCCUCAUUUCAAGAGAAUCAUGUUAUGGAGGACCCUUUUAUCCAUUAUUCGACGACUGUCAGAGAAGUUGAAACUGUCGGCUCUCAAAUGGACGGCCUGGAUCUGGCAACUGAGUCCUGAGGCUUCCAAUGCGGAGCCAUCAAUUACGCCGACAACCUGA
Molecule: messenger RNA, 1563 nt
Organism: Akanthomyces muscarius
Lineage: Eukaryota; Fungi; Ascomycota; Sordariomycetes; Hypocreales; Cordycipitaceae
Exons: 4
Coding region: 1-1563 (520 amino acids)
Biological process (GO): metal ion transport; transmembrane transport
Cellular component (GO): membrane
Molecular function (GO): metal ion transmembrane transporter activity
Source: RefSeq, a predicted model, not a curated record